AUGUUGAUUGAAGUAGAGAAUACCGUGAAUUUGCGUCCGCUAACGCAUGUGCCGAUAGAAGAUUCGGCACCAGCACUGACACCGAACCACUUUCUGCUCGGCUCAUCCAACGGGACGAAACCGUUCACUAAUUUCGACGAUACCGUGGUGACCCUCAGGCAGAACUGGUGCACAUCGCAGAUUCUUGCAAACCAGUACUGGAAGUAUUGGGUAUCGGACUAUCUGCCAGAUAUUACCCGCCAUACCAAGUGGUUUCAGCGGGUGAAGCCGAUCGCCGUGGGCGAUAUUGUGAUCUUUGCCGAUUCCAACAUGCCUCGCAACUGUUGGCCAAAGGAGAAAGUCAUAAGCAUCAAAGUCAGUAAGGACGGCCAGGUACGGUCCGCAACCGUGAGGACAGUGUUCGUAGUGUUGUCCAUGGCUUUGGCCUUUGCUUCCUGUGUGGCAGUUGACGAUUCCUCCAAGAAGGACAAACGAGGCCUCUGGAAACUGGGAUACGGUCAGGAUUCCCAUGGAUUUGAAGACCAUCAUCACGAAGUCAAGCACCAGAUCACCACCAUCACCAAGAACGUUCCAGUUCCGUAUCCAGUUGAGAUCGAGAAGCACGUGCCAGUUGAAGUGAAUGUUCCAUACCCGGUGCAUGUUGAGAAGAAGGUUCCAGUCUACGUGGAAAAGAAAGUACCAGUCUAUGUAGAGAAAAAGGUUCCAGUCCACGUUGACCGACCAGUCCCAUACCCAGUGGAAGUCAAGGUCCCAGUUGUCCACAAGGAAUACGUCGAAGUGCCAAAACCGUACGCAGUUCAUGUUGAGAAGCCCGUUCCAGUGUACGUCCACAAGCCGGUUUACAUCGAGAAGCACGUUCCAGUGACCGUGCACAUCAAGGAGCACAAGAAGAAGCACUGGGGACUGUUCUGAGCGAUGAUUUGUUUGUGA
This is a messenger RNA of Ochlerotatus camptorhynchus, 930 nucleotides long. RefSeq lists its product as uncharacterized. The record is from RefSeq and is a predicted model, not a curated record. The transcript has 2 exons. Lineage: Eukaryota; Metazoa; Arthropoda; Insecta; Diptera; Culicidae. The coding region runs from base 1 to 912 and encodes 303 amino acids.